Triticum turgidum subsp. durum (durum wheat) is the source of this 522-nucleotide messenger RNA. The record is from the annotation of a GenBank genome assembly. NCBI's taxonomy places the organism in Eukaryota, Viridiplantae, Streptophyta, Magnoliopsida, Poales, Poaceae.
AUGCAUUGUUGGUUAGUGUUGGAAAAGCAUCCUAAGUGGGAGAAUCGUGUGAUUUCGAAGGGGCCUCAGAAAAAGCAGAAGAAGACCUCGGAUGCAAGUCCAGGUACAACUUCUAAUGACGAGGACUUCGAGAGAUGCACUGAUGCUCUUGGAACAGAGACAAGACCUGAUGGUAAUAAGCUGGAGAAAACCCGUUUACAAAAAGCUAAAGCUUCUGCUUCUGAUGCUUUUAGUCCCAAGUUAUCAUUAGAAAAUGUGUGGGCAGAAAAGUUAGAGAAGGCUGAGGUCAAAGAGGCCACAAAGAAUGCUCGUUAUGAGCGAGCGUUUGAAUUGCAAGAGAAGCAGAUUGCAUUGCAGGAGAGGCAGAUGCUAAACCAAGAGAGGGAGAUGUCAUACAAGCAAUUUGAGUUAGAAGAGAAGAUCAUGUCCAUGGACACUACUGUUAUGAUUGGGGCUCAACAGGAAUACUACAUGAACAAGCAGAAUGAGAUCGCCGCUCGCCGGUUCAACACAUCGGGUUGA